CCUGGUAGUGGCGGCCCCGCCCCCGGCGCCACGUCCGGCGGGCCAUGGCGCUGACGCUGUACGCGCUGCUGCAGGCCGCGCUGCUGGUGGUGAACGCGGUGGCCGUGCUGCACGAGGAGCGCUUCCUGCGGCAAGUUGGCUGGGGAAGUGACCAAGGGAUUGGAGGAUUUGGAGAGGAACCAGGAAUUAAAGCACAGCUAACCAACCUGAUUCGAUCUGUCCGGACCGUUAUGAGAGUGCCAUUAAUAGCAGUGAACUCCGUUACAAUCCUCCUGUUGUUGUUGUUUGGGUGAAGAGACCUGCUGGGAAAUCUGGUGGACAUCCAAAGAAGCAAGUUGCUGCCCAUCACUGCUCUUGAGUUUUCUGGGAACCCAGCACGGUUUAGCUGUCAAAUUGACGUUCAGCUCCAAAACAAUAAAGACACUUAUUUCUACUUAUCCCAAUUUCCUAAUGUUCACUUUGCAGUUUCAUUAAACAAGAUUCUGGGAUCAAGGCAACAACGCUGCUGAUGUACUGGACUGUGACAAGUGCUGUUGCUGCCUGUUCAUAGCGCCGACUGUGUCGUGACAUGUUGCCGUGGUUGUCGACGGGAUGUGGUUUUUAAAUGUCUCCUUAACUCAGGGAUGAAUUUUCCUUCAGCACACUUCCCAAUUUCUUUCUAAAAUUAAGGAAAACAGCAUUUCCAUUACCACCACACUACUAUUUAAGGGAAUGCAAACACUCUGCCAACAUGUUGUAAAUUAUUGAAGUAGAGUUGUGAUAUUGGAGGAGAUAAAACUUAACUGGGUGAAGUUAAGUUCACGUUGGAAGUCGAAUGUUCCUGAUUUGAUUUGGACCAGGAUAUUUCUCUUGGCGUUUUGAUAGACUUUUCAAAUCAAAGAGUGUUUCAUGCAAAUGGUGAAAUAAAUGGAAAACAGGUGCAAGUGCUAUGCAAAAUCUGGAAAAGCUGUACCUAAAGCUAGGCCACUCUUGUUAAUUUAGACUAGCAGGUGGUAAUAGUAAUUAGCAUUUGUUACUGUUCUGUCAAGGAUUAUUAUACUUUUUAAAAUGUGUGUUAAACUUCUGCAUGGUGAUCAGUGUGUUGGAAGUGGGGAACCAUUUGUAUUCUGAGCUUGGGAUAAUGUGGGAGGGGAAUUCUUUGUUAAAAACCAGUGAAUCUGCAGCCUCUUCUGUUCCUGCUGCUUCUUCCCCUCCCUCCAUCUUCCUUCAUUAAAUGAACAAUUUCUGAAAUGGAAACGGCGGGUUUGAUCUUGCAGUUCUGUCACAGGAAGUACUGCUAAUUGGUCUUGUCCGUGAGGGUGAGGUCUGAUGUUAUCAAGUCUGGACUGAAGAAGGUUGAAGCUCAGGUACCUUUUUAGCAAAAUGUAGAAGUCUUAUGUCUGUUCCUCAAGUGUUUUAGCUUCUUUUUCAAGGAAGGCCAAAGGGAAGCUGGCAGUUGAGAACAGCUUUAGCUCAUCAUCUCUUCUGCCAUCUUGAUGACUGAAGCAUUCAAAGAUAAAUCUGUCAAAGGUGUAAAUGAAUUUAAUGACCUUCAGUUGCAGUGCUUAGCAGAGUAACCUGUGUCCAGGAGGAGAGUUUUAUGUUUCUUUUUUUCUUUAUUUAGUGAAAACUUGUAAAUAAACUUGGAAUUUCUAAGUUAA
Molecule: messenger RNA, 1640 nt
Organism: Apus apus (common swift)
Lineage: Eukaryota; Metazoa; Chordata; Aves; Apodiformes; Apodidae
Gene: IER3IP1
Product: immediate early response 3 interacting protein 1
Exons: 3
Coding region: 45-293 (82 amino acids)
Biological process (GO): endoplasmic reticulum to Golgi vesicle-mediated transport
Cellular component (GO): Golgi membrane; endoplasmic reticulum membrane; COPII-coated ER to Golgi transport vesicle
Source: RefSeq, a predicted model, not a curated record